UUCCUCUUUCCUGUCGCUGUUCUCUUCUCUCUUUCUCUUUUGUUUCUCCCUCCCUUUUCUCAUUCCGUCAUUCCUCUUCUUUUUUUCUCCCGUCGUCCCACAGCCCUUUCCACGGGUGAUUUACCUGCCGUAAACAAACAGAUCCCCAACCGCACCGCCCCCUCCUCCCUCCCAUUCACUGCACGUGAUACCAGUCCCCUCCCUCUCGUCUCGCUUCUCCACACGUACACACACAGACUCCUUCUCCUCCCAUACCCGUACAUCUAGAGACUCUCUUGCUGCAUUGCACAGCACAGCAUAAUUCAUACAUACACAUACACACACACACACACGUACACACGCUCCCACGUACACAUCCGCACAGCCAUGGCCAUGUCCCUGUCUCCCGCCCUUUCUCUGUCCUCCUCCCCUUGCCCCAAGACUCGCUAUCACCACCAUCACAGCUCCACCACCACUGGUGCCUAUCACUCCAGGACAAACAGCGAGUCCCUGCUCUUCACACCCCCACUGUCCCCAACGGAGGAGCAGCUCCUGGCCUUCUUGAUUCCCGAUAUCGAGCCCUCGGAACUUGCUGCAUAUCUUUCCGCCCCAGCGACUCCCAUCCUCUCUGACGUCUCUUGUCUGAUUGGAAGGAGUCUUCCCGUCGCUGACGACCACCACUCCUCCGACGCCUCCAGCCCUCAUGCCGAGGCUGUCUAUCCUAGCCCUGUCUGCGCCGCUGCCGCAGCUACCGUCGUUGCCCUCGACCGACUCGACAGCUGUAUUUAUCCCUCGCUGCCAUGCCCUCCCGAGGACCACUCGAACUCCGUGGCCCACUACAAGAAGAAGCGCUGUUCUACCUACGCCUUCAUGGGCUCUGAUGACGAGGAGGAAGAGGAGCGCGAGGAGCCCUUGGAUUUUUUGUGCAGUCCUGUUUAUGUGAUGUCUAGCAGAAAUACCCGCAAGCGUCUUAUGCUAGAGCAGGCCUUCGUCAGCCCCGAUGAUGAAGAGGACUGUAGCAGCCAGAAUUGCUACGCUCAGAUCUUCCAGGGCGCCUCUUCCGAGGAAGUCGAUUCGGCCUCUGACCUUUUCAGCACCCUGGCCUUUGACCUCGUCAUGGCCUAGGCGCAUUUUUUCUUUCUCUCUCUUUCUUCAGUUCUUUCUUUGUCUCUUUGUACAGUUCCUGUCACCAACAGCAUCAUUGUCUGUCUGUCUUCAGUUUUACUACCCAGCAUUUCAUUCCACGUUGUCGUAUUUUCUUUCUCUGUCCUUUUGUAUAUGAUUGCUGUACAAUAGCCCUUUCCUGCUUUCCUUUUUCCUCCUGUAGCUGUACAACUGUAACAUCUUUGUCCGUCUUCCUUUCACCAUUGUAGCAGUAUCAGUUUUGACAACAUUAGCCAAACACUAAACCAUUGUAACCAUACAACAUAAAAACAUCUGCGA
This is a messenger RNA of Gamsiella multidivaricata, 1422 nucleotides long. RefSeq lists its product as uncharacterized. Lineage: Eukaryota; Fungi; Mortierellomycota; Mortierellomycetes; Mortierellales; Mortierellaceae. The transcript has a single exon. The record is from RefSeq and is a predicted model, not a curated record. Bases 367 to 1104 code for a protein of 245 amino acids.